This is a messenger RNA of Aspergillus clavatus NRRL 1, 2973 nucleotides long. RefSeq names its product glycoside hydrolase family 115 protein. The transcript is spliced from 3 exons. The record is from RefSeq and is a predicted model, not a curated record. Bases 1 to 2973 code for a protein of 990 amino acids. Lineage: Eukaryota; Fungi; Ascomycota; Eurotiomycetes; Eurotiales; Aspergillaceae.
AUGUUACUCGCUUUGCUCCUCGCUAUCGGCUGCGUGGCGGGGACUGUCCGAGCGAUCGGUCAGGAACCCAUUAUCGCUUUCCAGAAUGGAAAGGAUGUUUUCAAGUUAGCCGACAGGAACACCGCUCCGGGUGUUAUCGUGCUUGACGGCAAUGACUGGCCGGGUGUUAUUCGAGCCGCUAGCGAUCUUGCCGUUGACUUUGGACGAGUGACUGGCAUGAACUUCACCAAAGAAUUGGUCAAUAGCACUAAUCCUCACGACGAAUUCCCCGUUCAUGGCAACAACAAGGGUGUGAUCAUUGCUGGGACAAUCGGCAAGUCCCGACUCAUCGAUUCCCUUGUGCAGCAGGGCAAGAUCAAUGUUGAUAAGACAAGGGGCAAAUGGGAAGCCUUUCAAUCGGAGUAUGUACACAAUCCGGUCCCAGGUGUCCCGAGCGCUCUUGUCGUCUCCGGAAGUGACAAGCGCGGAGUCAUCUAUGGCCUCUACGAUAUCUCCGAACAAAUCGGAGUCUCUCCCUGGUACUGGUUCGCCGAUGUUGCUCCUGCCAAGCACUCCGAGAUCUAUGCCCUGAAAAAGAAGAAGGUCCAAGGCCCGCCGUCCGUCAAGUACCGCGGCAUGUUCAUCAACGACGAACAACCAGCCCUAACCAACUGGAUCAACGAGAACUACCCUCCUGCCAAAUACGGCCCCGGCUUCAAUGCUCACUUUUACUCUCGCGUCUAUGAGCUUUUGCUUAGACUUCGCGCCAACUACCUAUGGCCGGCCAUGUGGAACAACGCCUUCUAUGCCGACGACCCUCGCAACGGUGAAACAGCUGAUGAGUAUGGUAUUGUCAUGGGUACAAGCCAUACCGAACCUAUGGCUCGGGCGACCAAUGAGCAGGCUCUCUUCAUGGAGGGACCCUGGAGUUGGGAUACCAACGAAAAGAACAUCACUCAGUUCUUCAAAGAAGGCGUUGAAAGAGCUAAAAACUUCGAUACUCUCUGGACUGAAGGUAUGCGUGGAUUUGGUGAUGAAGCCAGUGAGACUCUUACAGCAGAAUCUCUUGGAAGCGUUGUUCGAGUUCAGCAGAAGAUCCUUUCGGAGGUUCUCAACACCACGGACCUGUCAACCAUCCCGCAGGUCUGGUGCCUGUACAAGGAAGUUGGCCAGUACUUUGAGCAAGGACUGCGUGUCCCCGAUGAUAUUACCCUUCUCUGGGCAGAUGAUAACUGGGGUAACAUCCAGCGGCUGCCUGUGGGCAACGAGACUGAACGGUCUGCUGGCGCGGGCGUUUACUAUCAUUUCGACUAUGUCGGCGAACCACGUGACUACAAAUGGAUCAACACCAUUUCACUCCAAAAGACCUGGGAGCAGAUGCAUCUUGCAUACGAGCGUCAAGCAAAGCAGAUCUGGAUUGUCAACAUUGGCGAUCUGAAAGGGCUGGAACUUCCACUGAACCAUUUCUUUGACCUCGGCUACGAUACACUCAAAUGGGCGUCGCCGGACAGCACUCUUCAAUGGCUGACUCAAUGGGCUGCCCGUGAAUUUGGUGAGAAGGUCUCCAAAGAGGUUGCCGAUAUCAUGGCCCGUUACGGGAUGUAUGCCGCUCGAAGAAAAUACGAACUUGUCGACCCCAACACAUACAAUGUUAUCAACUACAACGAAGCAGAUAACGUGCUAAAUGAGUGGAAGGCCCUUGCCGAUGAUGCUCAGAAGAUCUACAAGGGACUUGAUGCUUCCGUUCAACCUUCGUUCUUCGAAUUGGUUCUGCAUCCCUGCCUGGCCGGUGCGACUGUCAUCAACAUCCAUAUCACCGCGGCCAAGAACAAACUCUACGCCAGCCAGCGCCGAACCAGCGCCAACACCUUGGCAGAGCAAGCCCUGAAGCUUUUCAAAGAUGACUACGCUCUGGCUCAAAGAUAUCAUGAGCUUCUCGAUGGCAAGUGGAACCACAUCAUGGACCAGACACAUCUUGGAUAUAACUACUGGCAACAACCCAUGAGAAAUGUUCUCCCGCCAUUGGCGUAUACCCAAAUCCUGGAAGAAAGCCUGGCUGGAAGUAUGGGAGUCUCAGUCGAAGGAAGCAAUGCAUCGAUCCCGGGCGAUGACCAGUGGCAUUCGCUGUCCUCCAACACUCUGGCCCUGCCACCUCUGGAUCCAUAUGGGCCCAGCAGCCGCUGGAUUGAGGUUUAUUCUCGUGGAACACAGGAUUUCACCUUCACCGUCAGCCCUCAUGACUCUUGGGUCAAGGCAACGCCCUCAACCGGCAAGGUUUCAGCGUCCGGAAACAACACAGAUGUGCGCGUUCAACUGUCCGUCGACUGGUCUAAAGUGCCCGCUGGAUCCCACAUGGCUUCGAUCAAUGUGACUAUUGCAUCGGAAGACUAUGGAAACACUGGCAUGCCCACUGUGCAGCUUCCGGUCAACAACACGUCCGUUCCGGCUGAUUUCCAUGGCUUCGUCGAAUCGGAUGCUACGGUCAGCAUUGAGGCUGAACAUGCUACCCGCAACACCACGACAGAUGAUGCCUCCUACGCCGUCAUCCCUGGGUAUGGUCGUACGCUGUCUGGAGUGACACUGCUCCCCGUCACAGUCGAAACCCAACAGCCGCCAUCCUCCCCCCGGCUCGAGUACGACAUGUAUCUGUUCUCCAACGUGUCUAAUAUUAAGGCUACCGUGUAUCUGGGGCCCUCACUUAAUACCGAUCACAGCCGCCCUCUCAAAUAUGCCAUCGCUUUCAACGACGAUGAGCCUCAGGUGGUUCAGUUUGUUCCUACGACGCCUAUGGGGACUUUGCCCUCGGCCUGGAAUGGAGUGGUGAGCGAUGCAGUGUGGACCAAUACCACCAAGCAUGUUGUGAAGGCUGGCGGUAAUAAGAACACGCUUAAGCUGUGGGCCAUCGAACCAGGUGUUGUGUUCCAGAAGGUGGUUGUCGACCUGGGAGGUGUUAGGCCCAGCUAUCUCGGUCCGCCAGAGAGCAAGAUCGUCUGA